UUGUAUGACCCUUAAUUUGGAUAUAACCAUUGUUUCGUAAACACUUUGCUCAGGGUUAAGUAAUCUUGAUAAAACUAAACCGAGAUUAGCAUUAACAUUGUCAAAAUGACAUCAGUGCGGACUAUAUAUUUAUUUAGGAGAGGAAGAUGCUGCAUUCAAAUCGCCAACCAAAGACUUCAGCACUCAGCUGCGACAGUAACACAAAAAAAUAAAGAUGUAGACAGUACAUCAAAGUAUGCAUCAUUUGAUUGGCGUGAUGCUCUAAAUCUUGAAAGUCAGUUGACAAAUGAAGAAAUUAUGGUUCGUGACCAGUUUCGUAGUUAUUGCAGUGAUAAACUUAUGCCUAGAAUACUGAUGGCCAAUAGACAUGAAAAUUUUGAUUCAGCUAUCAUGCGUGAAAUGGGAGAACUUGGUGUUCUUGGACCAACUAUUAAAGGUUAUGGAUGUGCUGGACUGUCAUCCGUUGGUUAUGGUCUUAUUACAAGGGAGUUGGAAAGAGUUGACAGUAGUUACAGAUCAGCUAUGAGUGUUCAAUCCAGUCUUGUAAUGUGGCCAAUUUAUGCUUAUGGAAAUGAAGAACAACGACAAAAAUAUAUUCCUAAACUAGCAACGGGGGAAUCUAUUGGAUGUUUUGGAUUAACAGAACCAAAUCAUGGCAGUGAUCCAGGUUCAAUGGAAACUAAUGCCAAAUAUGAUAGUAGUAAAAAAUCAUAUAUAUUAAAUGGCUCCAAGUCUUGGAUCACAAAUUCUCCAAUCGCUGAUGUGUUUAUAGUAUGGGGUAAACUAGAUGUAGAUAAGAAUAGGAUCAGAGGGUUUAUUUUAGAAAAAGGGAUGAAAGGUUUAUCAGCACCAAAGAUUGAGGGUAAAUUCUCACUACGUGCCAGUAUUACAGGACAAAUUGUCAUGGAAGAUGUGGAAGUUCCGGAGGAAAAUCUCUUACCAAAUGCUACUGGGUUAGGGGGACCAUUUGGUUGUCUUAACAAUGCUCGUUACGGUAUUGCUUGGGGUAGUCUUGGUGCGGCAGAGUUUUGUCUUGAUACAGCCAGACAGUAUUUACUUGAUAGAAAACAAUUUGGUCGUCCUUUAGCCAAAAAUCAACUAUUACAGAAGAAGAUGGCAGAUAUGUUAACUGAAAUAUCACUAGGGUUACAAUCUUGUAUACAAGUUGGUCGAUUAAAGGAUGAAGGGAAGGCAGCACCAGAAAUGAUUUCCCUUAUAAAACGAAACUCUUGUGGAAAAUCAUUAGAAAUAGCUCGUCUUGCUAGAGAUAUGUUGGGAGGAAAUGGUAUAUCUGAUGAAUACCACAUAAUACGUCAUGUGAUGAAUCUCGAAGCUGUUAAUACUUAUGAAGGUACUCAUGAUAUACAUGCAUUGAUAUUAGGUCGGGCUAUCACAGGACUUCAAGCAUUCACAGCUGAUAAUUAAAUUAAAAAGUUAAUUAAAGAAUAUCUUUGUGAUUAAGGACAAAUUAAAGUAGUGAAGUACCGGUAGGUUUAUCCAAUGUGUUAUAUCGAUUAGUGAUGAAGCAAGCUCUUAACAAUUAGACUUAUAUAUCAAGAAAUUAUGCAGAAGGCGGCUUAUUUAUUAAAAUUAGUUUCAUUUUCAAAUGUUGGCAGUGAGGCUGAAAGAUGGUUAUAUAUGAACACUGGCUGUAGGGUAAAAUAUUUGAAACAGAUUACUCUUAUGUAAUUGUGACAUGAGAAAAGAUAGGUCCUAUGUGUUCUUAUCUGAAUAUUAUUUUUAUUGUUAAUCUAUGAAUCAGAGAGAGAAGAAUGUUUAAAUGUGUGCAUCUAUUAGGUCAAUGCCUAGAAUCUUGUCUUCAGAAUUGUAUAUAAAAAUUGUUAGAAAUAAUAAUGCCACACUGAUAGAGUUGAUAUGAAUAUUAAUAUUGUUGUGGUUUUAAUAUUUGUAUAAGUAUUACUUUGUACAUAAAUUGCUGGAUUUGUAUCCAGUGUAAAUAGAUAUAAAAUAUGAAUAGUGCUGUGUUUUAUAUAGAAAGUUAAAUAAUGAAGUAUGUAUAAUGUAUGUAACAUUUGAGAAUAAAUAAUGUACAGAUUCCCCCAAACCAGAAGUUAUACAUGAAGUUCAAACUUUUGAAUCACCAAAUAAACCAAUGUAAUAUAGGUUAGACAGUAUUAACAAAUUAAAAACAAGACAUAUUAAGAAACAAUUAUCUGAAUUUGAUGAAAUGCUUGUCUUGUACAUGUAUAGGCAAAUGAUCUUGAUGAAAAGUAGGCAGAUAUGUAGAAAAGAAAAGUCAAUCAUACAUCAAAAAGAUCAUCUUAUCAUGAGCAAUUUAAUAUCUUGGUAGGGAUGGGAUUGUAUAUUCUAAACAUAAUAAUGAUUUUUAACUGAAAAAAAGAUGAUCUCCGAUUUUACUUUGAUAGGUAUCCUUCCUUAUUGGGAUAAAUAUUAGGUAGAAAAAUUAGUAUUAUAUUAGUCUAGUAUUACAUGUAAUUCAGCCUCUGCAAAAUAAACAUAUCAGACUUGU
Molecule: messenger RNA, 2491 nt
Organism: Patella vulgata (common limpet)
Lineage: Eukaryota; Metazoa; Mollusca; Gastropoda; Patellidae
Product: glutaryl-CoA dehydrogenase, mitochondrial
Exons: 11
Coding region: 106-1425 (439 amino acids)
Biological process (GO): fatty-acyl-CoA biosynthetic process; fatty acid beta-oxidation using acyl-CoA dehydrogenase
Cellular component (GO): mitochondrial inner membrane
Molecular function (GO): glutaryl-CoA dehydrogenase activity; fatty-acyl-CoA binding; flavin adenine dinucleotide binding
Source: RefSeq, a predicted model, not a curated record